Prorocentrum cordatum is the source of this 1070-nucleotide messenger RNA. Lineage: Eukaryota; Dinophyceae; Prorocentrales; Prorocentraceae. The record is from the annotation of a GenBank genome assembly.
CCCGACUCGACUCUCCCUGGUAGGCCGUACUGGCUCAACGGCUCCUCCGAGCCCCCCCCUCGUCGCGCCCCCCUGCGCGCACGUCCGUCCUUGGUGCCUGGCGUCUCGCCCCGCGCCCCGCUGCGGCGCCGAGCUGCGCGCCAUGGAGGAGCUGCUGGACGGCGCGAAGGAGCUCUUCGGGUACAACCGGGAGAACUUCUUCUUCGACAGGGAGCAGCGCCUGAAGCGGGAGUUCCAGGAGCAGCGGAUGAGGGUGAAGCAGUUUCUGCUUUAUCGCGAGGACGUGCGCGUGCUCACAGAGCUGACGGUGAGCAAGAUGGACAGUUACUUGCUAGUCGCCCUGGUAGAACUUGGAGCUUGCCUUGUCAUGCUGUGCCAUGGGGGUAUCAACGGAGACAAGGAAUUCCCGCCUCCAACCUGGCUCCUAUGGCUUUACAUGGUCAGCUUGGCGGAGGCCUUCCUGCACCUGAUCCUGAGCGCCUGGCUCGCGAUACACGCGUCCGUGGCCGCAAACUCCUUCACCGUGCGCAUGCUGACACAGUUCGUCCGGCUGCCGCUUCCCAACAAGUUCCAGCUCGACGCCGCGAGCGCCUUUGCCACCCAGUUCGAGGAGCAGGGCCCGGGGGCAUUCUUCCGCGUGCCCGUGCUCCAGCAGCAGGCCCAGGCGCGCGCGCCGGGCCUGUUCGGCGGGCUGGGCGGCUCCGGCAGCUCGCAGGUGACGUGGCUGCGCGUGGCUGGCGCCGGGGGCGUCGGGGCACGAGGCAACGGCGUGUACAGGGCAGCGGGCGGGCAUGCGGGCAGGACCAAGUACCAGCAGGUGGACGGGGCGUGGAUCAUCUACCACACGAAGAGCGGAUGGAAGAUCAACGACGAGGACGACACCCAGGGCUGGAUCUACAAGCACGCGGACAAGAGGCGCGCGGACCCGCCGGAGGGCCCGUGGACGACCGACGGCUACACCAACGGCGACGCGGAUCCGCCGCCCUGCGUCACCCACCUGCAGGCAGCCGCGCCCGCCUCCCCCGAGCAGCCCGCAGCGCCAGCAGCUCCGGGGGCCGCGCCGGCCCCGG